CCGACCUGACGGCGAUCAGUCCGUCUCGAGGCGCAGGACCAGUCGCACGCGCGCCAAUUCACAUUCCACCAUGGGUACCUGCCGGGUCGCGGCGCCCCUGCUGCUGCUGGUCAUCGGCCACUGGGCCCACGGCCAGCAGAUCUUCGCCAGGACCGAGCUCUACGACGAGCAACUGCUCAUGCAACAAUUGCAGAUUGACCAGCAACAAGUUCAAGCUCAAAUACAGAAUUUGCAACUGGAACGUCAGCUGGCCGUUCGCGGCUCCGCGGAGGCGGAACGACUGGAUGCAUUCCAGGCCGAGCUGCUGGCCCGAUUGCAGGAUGACGCCGUCCACUUCCAGGAACUGCAACGUCGUUUGCAACUCAGGGUGCUGCAGCAAUCCCCUGGUUCGCCAUUCACUAUCUUCCAGCGCCGGCAGACGAGUCCCAACUCGUUCCCACCCCCGCCCCCUCGGAUCCAACCUGCUCGCCCAAUAGCACCGCAGCAGCCGGCGCUUUCUGGAUUUAGCCAGUUUCAGAGGCCGCAGUCUCAAGCACAGGCCCCAACGCGUCCGCCCCCUCCUUUCCAGAGCAGGCCCCCGCCACCCCCACAGCCGGUUGUUAGCCAAAAUCAGCCAAAUCCCCCCAGUGUUCCAGCAGGGGCUGCCCCGCCGUGUCAAACGACGCGUGGCGAGCUCGGUCGGUGCACGCCGCUCGUCAACUGCGCCGUCUUCUACACCGACGUCCCGGAGCUGCGUCGUCAGCCGUGUCCUCUGGGGCCGCCGGGUCUGUUCGGGGUUUGCUGUCCCCCGAGGUCGGCCGUCCAGUCGUCACCUCCGGACAAGGGAGGAGUGAACGAGAAUGGAGUGCUGCGCGCCCCCUCUCCCCCGAGGGUCGUCGUGCCCCCCAUUACCCCCGCGCAGCUGCAAAACGCAGGCCAGAAGGGUAUCGACGCUCUCAAGGCUAGGCUCGAGUUUGUGGCGAGGCUCUUUGCAUUGGGCAUUAAGGUGACUCCUCAAAGCCCCGCUAAGGGGCACCAGGAGUUCUUCCAAACGGACAACGCUACCUUGAAGCAGGGUGAGAACGCGCAGACAGGAGUGGACGCUUCCGUUUCCCUCGUCCAAGACCUUCAACUGACUCCAGAGCAGGGUACGUUUGCUCUUCCCGGAUUCAGCCUGUUGAACACAAUCAUCGGGGACUCGUGUCCCCCUGAGAUCUCGUGUGACGCCAGGGCAAAGUACCGUGCCGCCGACGGCUCUUGCAACAACCUAAUCGACGGCCGUUGGGGCCGCAGAGGGGUCGCCCUCCAGCGCAUCCUCCCACCCAAGUACGGAGACGGUGUCAACUCGCCGCGGGCGGGAAGCCGAGGAGCAGCUCUGCCAACGGCUCGCGAGGUGAGCAUUCGACUGACGUCCGGAGGCGGCGGCGACACUCCCGACGACAGCCUCACGUUGCUCGUGAUGCAGUGGGGACAGUUUCUGGACCACGAUCUCACGCACACGCCCAUCAGCAAAGGCCCGACGCAGAGUGGCAUCGCCUGCUGCACCAACGGCAAGAUUAACGACCCCGACAAACGCCACCCUGACUGCUUCCCCAUCGGCCUCCCCUCUAGGGAUCCCGUUUUCGGGCCUAUUGGUGAACAGUGCAUGGAGUUCGUGCGUUCACUUCCCGCCCCUAGGCCGCAGUGCAACUUCGGUCCUCGAGAGCAAAUGAACCAGAUCACCGGCUACAUGGACGGUUCAAACGUCUACGGCUCGAACCAGGAACAGCAGAACGCGCUUAGACUGUUCCAAGGGGGCUUCCUCCGCGCCCAGCAGACCAGAAGAUCCACUCUUCUCCUUCCGGACAACAGGAAUGACUGUCUGGACAGCAGCAGCCAGCUCGCGUGUUUCCGGGCAGGCGACGGCCGCGUGAACGAGCAGCCGCAGCUGACGGUGACGCACACAGUGUGGAUGCGGGAGCACAACAGGUUAGCCGCCGCCCUCGGCGAGCUCAACCCCAAAUGGAGUGACGAAGCCAUUUUCCAGGAAACGAGGAGGCUGGUUGUGGCGCAGAUGCAGCACAUCACCUACAACGAGUGGCUGCCCAUCAUCCUUGGACGCGAGCGGAUGGAGCAACUGAGACUGCUGCCUCGCGAGGAAGGCGCCUCUCGUUUGUACGACGACACUCUCAAUGCUGGCAUCACAAAUGUCUUCGCCACGGCUGCUUUCCGCUUCGGACACUCGCUCAUCAGAGACUCGAUACAACUGUUCAGCCAAUUUGGAACCAUAAAGGAGGAGCUGCUGCUGCACCGAAACCAAUUUUCGCCGUUCGCCCUGUACAAGGAAGGCGCCUUCGAUGAUCUGCUUCGCGGACUCCUCACGCAGACCUGUCAACGCUUCGACCGCUUCUUCUCCCGUGAAGUUACUGAUAAGCUUUUCCAGGGAUCGUUGCCGUUCGGUCUUGACCUGGUGGCCCUGAACAUCCAGAGAGGUCGUGACCACGGCCUUCCGCAGUACAACGAGUGGCGGACAGUGUGCGGGCUGAACAAGGCGGAGGAGUGGCGCGACCUGGUGCCGCAGAUGGAGCCACAGGCGAUCGCAGCCCUUCAGGACGUGUACGCCGACGUCGACGAGGUCGAUCUCUUCCCCGCCCUGGUGGCCGAGCGUCCUUUGAAGGGCGCCCUCGUCGGGCCAACCCUCGCGUGCAUCCUCGGAGAUCAGUUCGUGCGGCUGCGCAGGGGCGACCGCUUUUUCUACGAAGAAUCCGGACAGACUGGAUCCUUCACGCCAGAGCAACUCGCAGAGAUCAAGAAAACGAGCCUGGCACGAAUUCUGUGCGACAACUCCGACGACAUGGUGCGUCUGCAGCCGCUUGUCUUCUUCAAAUCCUCCUUUGCGAACCAGAGGGUUGAUUGCACGAGCGACGCGAUCCCGCGACUCAAUCUGGCCGCGUGGGCCAACGAGCCGGUGCCUGUGUGAAAACAAAAUCAAAAGGCAGCCAUAUAUUUGAUUAAAUAACCCAACUGUGUUUUAAUGCUCUCUAGACUAGGGUAGAGACUGAGUGGAAUGUGACGGCAAUAAAAAAGCUUUUUUGAUUGCAA
This is a messenger RNA of Cloeon dipterum, 3060 nucleotides long. RefSeq names its product peroxidase-like. NCBI's taxonomy places the organism in Eukaryota, Metazoa, Arthropoda, Insecta, Ephemeroptera, Baetidae. Gene Ontology annotation, biological process: response to oxidative stress. The record is from RefSeq and is a predicted model, not a curated record. The coding region runs from base 71 to 2938 and encodes 955 amino acids. The transcript has 17 exons. Gene Ontology annotation, molecular function: heme binding; peroxidase activity.